Molecule: messenger RNA, 452 nt
Organism: Sitodiplosis mosellana (orange wheat blossom midge)
Lineage: Eukaryota; Metazoa; Arthropoda; Insecta; Diptera; Cecidomyiidae
Exons: 2
Coding region: 79-384 (101 amino acids)
Source: RefSeq, a predicted model, not a curated record
UCUCGCAUAAAAGACAGCUAUUGUUUCGAGUAAAGUCGAUUUUAAGCUAUUUUAUUUAGUAAUCGUCAAACUGUCGACAUGGAACGUACUUUUUACUUUGGAGUUUUGGUUCUUCUUUGCUUGAUAUCGUGCAUAUCCAGUGCAUCGAUUUCAUCAACCGGUACAGGCUCUGUGGUUGCAAUGGACCUAGACGUGCGGCCGGUUAAUGAAGAUCCACUUGUGAGUUCGAUAAAAGUGUCAUCAGCUGCCAUUCAAAUUAUUCGCCCGAAAUCACAAGCCAACACGCCAUUGGCCAAGCGGCAUCUCCUUUUGCCACACAACAGCAAACCCAUUUCGAAUCCAAGUGCAGCCCAAGUCAUUGUUACAAAAUAUUUUGAAGCAUAAUUAAGCACAUUAAGUCUGUAUUUGUGUUACUAUUGAGAAAAUAAACAGUUGCAUAUUUUUUGAUCAAG